Molecule: messenger RNA, 840 nt
Organism: Clonostachys byssicola
Lineage: Eukaryota; Fungi; Ascomycota; Sordariomycetes; Hypocreales; Bionectriaceae
Source: the annotation of a GenBank genome assembly
AUGGCGACUCUUCACCUUCAUCCCCUCGACAACAACGUCCAGGGCCGGCUGGCCCUCGUCACUGGCUCUAGCGGCGGUAUCGGUAACGCCUCAGCUGGGGCCUUGGCCGCGGAAGGGUGCGAUAUCCUCCUGCAUUACUCUUCUAGUAAGGACAAGGCCGAGAUGCUCGCCCAGCGGCUGCGAGCCAAGCAUCCCUCCCAGCUCUUCGUCCCCGUGGCGGCCGACCUCUCCUCGCGCGAGUCCACCCGGGACCUGGUCCCCAAUGCGCUCGCCAUCCCCUCCGUCGCCGCCAAGCACAAGGCCAUCUCCAUUUUGGUAGCCAACGCCGGGCUGGGCCGCCGGAUCCGCGACCCCAAGGACAUUGGCGAAGAUGACUGGGACGAGAUCAUGGAGGUCAACGCCCGCAGCCAGUUCGUCGUCGUCAAGGCCUGCCUGCCUGGCAUGAGAGCCCAGUCCUGGGGCCGGGUCAUUCUCGUGGGCAGCAUCGCGAGCCGCGGCGGCGGUAUCAACGGCUGCCAUUACGCCGCGACCAAGGGCGCGCUUAGCUCCAUGGGUCUCAACCUGUCUACGGUUCUCGCUCCGGAGGGAGUGACGGUCAACACGGUGCUCCCUGCCAUGAUUGGGUACACGGGCAUGAUUCCUGCGCCCAAGUCAAUGACCUGGACCGAGGGGGCCAACCUCGAGGCCAUCAAGGAGACUGAUCUGGGUCUUGGGGUUGCCGCUGGCAUUCCCGUUCGCCGGCUGGGCCACCCUGAAGAAGUCGCCAAUGUCGUCGCCAUGUUUGCUAAGACUGGAUACAUGACUGGCCAGGAGAUUGUCCUCUCAGGAGGCUUGAAGUAG